GCGUGUUCCUUCAUGACCAUCAUCUGAGAUUGCUCGCGCUCUUUUCCCUGCCGUGCCAUAAAUCAUGCCUGCUUCGGACAACGGUCUCUCCUUGUCUUCUGACUUGGUCUACGACUCGGCCCUCAUCUUCUGGCGCACUGUCGUUAAUGUCUUCUUCAGAGAGGUUCGGCCAAGAGGCGCUUUCAACAUUCCACGAGAUGGACCCGUUAUUCUCGUCGCUGCUCCGCAUCACAAUCAGUUCCUUGACCCUCUACUUUUGAUGCUGCAAGUCCAUAAGGAAACACGCAGGAAAGUCCAGUUCCUCAUCGCUGCCAAAAGUAUGAAACGCAAAGCAAUUGGCUUUUUUGCCGGUCUCAUGUCAAGCAUCCCUGUUGCUCGUGCCGCGGACGAUGCGAAGCCUGGCACUGGCAAAGUUUACCUUUCCCCAGACGACCCAUGUCUUGUCCUUGGGGAUGGCACGAAAUUCACCUCCGAGUUUACCCCCAAAAUGCAAAUCAUGCUCUCGAAAGCCGUCGGCUCCCCGGUAGCGGAAGUGACGGAGGUUAUUUCGGACACGGAGAUGCGCAUUAAGAAAGAGUUUGGUGGUGACAGUGGCAAGAAGACGACAAAGAUUAGGGAGAAGUUGGCCGAGCUGAAAGAGCAGGAGGGCGCGACCGGUCUGGACUUCAAGCGUCUACCCUUCGUGGACCAGAAGGAGAUGUACCAGUACGUUUACCAUGCUCUCACCACCAACGGUUGUAUUGGCAUAUUCCCCGAGGGUGGUAGUCAUGACCGAACAGACCUCCUCCCCUUGAAGGCCGGCGUGUCUCUCAUGGCCCUUGGAGCUAUGGCUAAUGACCCAAAUGUCAAGGUUAAGAUUGUCCCGGUCGGUCUUUCAUACUUCCACGCCCACCGCUUCCGGUCCCGGGCAGUCGUCGAGUUUGGUUCAGCCAUGGAUGUCCCUCAAGAACUCGUUGAAAUGUUCAAGCAGGGUGGACCGGAGAAGAGAGAGGCUGUGGGGAAACUGUUGAAUCUUGUCUACGAUGGGUUGAAAACGGUCACAGUCCGUGCGCCCGAUUACGACACGCUUAUGGUCAUCCAAGCAGCUCGGCGAUUAUACAAGACACCAUCACAACAUCUGACACUCGGUCAAGUUGUGGAGUUGAACAAGCGUUUCCUCGAGGGCUAUCAGCAUUUCCAUGACGAGCCAAAAAUACAAGACCUACGAAAGAAAGUGCUGAAGUACAACCGUCUUGUCCGGGAUUUGGGUCUCCGAGACCACCAGGUACCUCGAGCUCAAAAGGCCGGGUGGAAGACUUUGGGUCUUCUUCUCUACAGAACAGGCCUUCUCAUUGUUUGGACGGUAUUCGCGCUACCCGGAGUCAUCCUCAACGCCCCUAUUUUCCUGACGGCGUCCAUUAUCUCAAGAAAGAAGGCGAAAGAGGCCCUCGCUGCGUCCGUCGUCAAGAUUGCCGGCCGUGAUGUACUCGCGACAUGGAAAGUCUUGAUCUCAUUGGGCGUCACUCCUGUCCUCUACGCUUUCUAUGCCUUCCUCGCGACUCUAGUUGCCAUCAAAGCCAAUGUCCCCAUGCAGUGGCGAAUUUGGACACCUUUUAUCGUCAUCCUGGUGCUUCCCUUCAUCGGUUACGCCGCUCUGAAGUUCGGCGAGGCCGGCAUGGAUGUGCUCAAAUCAUUGAGGCCGCUCAUCGUCGCGGUCGUUCCAGGCCAACAGCGAUAUUUAAACCGGCUAAAACAGAUGCGGCAGGACCUGUCAAACGAGCUCGCGGAGGUGAUCAACGAAUUUGGUCCGAAACUUUACGGCGAGGACUUCGACAAGUGGCGGAUGCUCGUUCCUUCUGCCAGUGUGCCGCCGUCUAGUGGGACGCCGGGGAUCUGGCGCAGGAAGAGCGGUGUGGGCGCUGUCGAUGCCCAAGGGAACUUGCUUGUCCAUCCGAUGACUUGGCUCGACGAGCGACUCUUCGGAUGGUCGCACUCUGCGACGCGAGGUACGAGUGCAUGGGGGGGAGGUGGCACGAAAAGUCAAGAAAUCAGCCGUGCACCCAGUCCCGACGCGUCCGACGAUGAAGACGCGGGCGACUACGAUAACGUCCUCGGUUUCUUGCCCUCCUCGCACGACGGAUUCCUCACACCUGGCCGUCAUCGAUCGCGCAGCAACCAAAACUCGUAUGCGGACCUCCAGAAACUUCGCAUGGCGAAGCCAGGGACCUCAGGUUCUCCCUAUCAGUCCUCGCAAGCAGAUGGAAGUCCUACGACGAGUCCAACGGAUAUGGAUGGGAAUGGGAACGGGAAUGGAGAUAGUGGGCUGCAUCAUCGGAGAGAGAGAAAGAUGAGUCUGAAUGAUCGGGUGGCCGUCAAGAGAUUGAGUGCGUUGGACCGUGAGGAGGGCUUCAAGGAGUGUACGGACGAUAUCAAUAAGGAAAUUCAGGCGUCUAAACACGAAAAGGGCGCAUGAGGAGUUGCUUUGUUACAUCCUUAUCCGGUCACUAGCGGGACAGUGCUUGAUUUGUUUACCGUCUUUUUUUUCUGUCUUUUCGUCUUUUCGUCUUUUCUUCCCCUAUCUUCGCCUUUCCUCUCAGUUUCGGCCGCUGGGCAUCCGUAGUAGCUCUUGCUUGUCUACCUGGGAGGCUCGGACGGACAGCUGUACUUGUUCCUAGUGUUUCCAUGUGUUUGUACGAAUACAGACUACUCACACGCUCAUCAUGCACCAUACAUUCCUCAAGAAAUACAUCCCUACCUAUUCGAAUUCAUUGUCUA
Molecule: messenger RNA, 2754 nt
Organism: Stereum hirsutum FP-91666 SS1
Lineage: Eukaryota; Fungi; Basidiomycota; Agaricomycetes; Russulales; Stereaceae
Product: glycerol-3-phosphate O-acyltransferase
Exons: 10
Coding region: 65-2452 (795 amino acids)
Biological process (GO): phospholipid biosynthetic process
Cellular component (GO): endoplasmic reticulum membrane
Molecular function (GO): glycerone-phosphate O-acyltransferase activity; glycerol-3-phosphate O-acyltransferase activity
Source: RefSeq, a predicted model, not a curated record